AUGAACAAGAUUUCAGCUUUAUUAAGCUCUAAGACCGUAGAGGUCACGGAGGUGACGUCCACCUCUGAAAAGAGCAACCAUGACUUGGAAAAGACCCACGCAGAAGCAAAUUUACGUUUGAUCACUUCCAAAUCUCAAGAAUUUGAUCCGGUUACCUCUAAUUUGGCAAAAGAUAUCAUUGAAGAUGACUAUGCUGCAGUCAAGAUCGAAGAUGAUUCUCCAUACCCAGAAGUUAGAGCUGCUAUUCCCUCUGAUGAUGAUCCAUCCAUCUUGCAAAAUACGGUAAGAAUGUGGGUCCUUACCAUGGUCUUGGGUACUGUUGGUGCUGGUGUUAACAUUUUGUUCUCCUUCCAUUCCCCACAAUUUUCCCUUUCUUCCUUCGUUACUACCCUUUUGGCUUGGCCCCUUGGUAACUACUGGGGUAAAUAUUUUCCUAACUGGAAAUUGUUUGGUCUUCAAUUAAACCCAGGUCCUUUCACCAUUAAGGAACAUGCUUUGAUUUGUAUUGGUGCAAAUGUUGGGUUGUCUCCAGCUUAUGCUACUGAUAUUUUGCUUGCUCAAAACCGUUUCUAUGGUUCAGACUUUGGCUGGGGGUUCGAUUUGCUUGCUACCAUGUCAACCCAAUGUAUUGGUUUUGCAUUCGGUGGGUUAUGUAGAAGAAUCUUGGUUGAUCCUCCAUCAAUGAUUUGGCCUUCUAACUUGGUUACUGCUACCUUCUUAACCAACUUGCACAUUAACGAGAACCAUCCUGCUAACGGCUGGAAGAUCUCCAGAUUGGCCUUCUUUUCCGUUAUGUUCAUUUGCUCCUUUGUUUACUAUUGGUUCCCUGGUUAUAUCUUCCAAGCCUUGUCUUACUUCUCUUGGAUUACCUGGAUUAAACCUAACAAUGUUAUCAUUAACCAAAUCUUUGGUUCUUCCACCGGGUUAGGUAUGUUCCCUAACAAUAUUGCCUUGGAUUGGAAUCAAAUCGCCGGUUACAUUGGCUCUCCUUUAAUCCCUCCAGCGGGUACCAUCUGGACCAUUUUCCUUUCUGUGGUUGUUAUGUUCUGGGUUGUUACCCCUGCUUUGCAUUACUCCAACACUUGGUUUGCUCAAUACUUGCCUAUUUCAUCAUCAGGUUCUUAUGACAGAUACCAACAACCUUAUAACGUUUCCCGUAUUGUUGACCCCAAAACUUUGACUUUCAACAAGGAAGAAUACGCAAAUUACUCACCUUUAUUCUUAUCAACCACCUUUGCCUUGUCUUAUGGUUUAUCCUUUGCCGCUAUUACUGCUACCAUUGUCCACACCGUGUUGUUCCAUGGUAGAGAUAUCGUGAAGCAAUUCAAAAGACAAGACACUCCAGAUGUGCACAACAGAUUAAUGAAGAGCUACAAGCCUACCCCAGAUUGGUGGUUUGCUGUUGUGUUUGUUAUUUUCUUUGGUAUGGCCGUUGGUACACUCAGAGGUUGGCCAACAGAAAUGCCUAUUUGGGCUUUGGUUGUCGGUUUGAUCAUUGGGUUCAUCUUUUUACUUCCAGUUGGUGUAAUCUAUGCCUUGACAAACAUUGCUGUUGGUUUAAAUGUCGUUUCUGAAUUCAUCAUCGGUUACAUGAUCCCAGGUAAGCCAUUGUGUAUGAUGUUCUUCAAGACCUUCACAUAUAUCACCAACUCUCAAGCUGUUACUUUUGCUCAAGACAUGAAGUUGGGACAUUACAUGAAGCUUCAACCUCGUUUAAUGUUCUGGGUUCAAAUGAUUCCUACUGUUUGGACUUCUAUUGUGCAAAUUGCUGUUUUGAGAUGGUCUUAUGGUAACAUCAAUGACUUGUGUCUGGUACACCAACCAAACCACUACACUUGUCCUAACGGUAGAGUCUUCUUCAAUGCUUCUAUCAUUUGGGGUGUCAUUGGUCCUCAAAGACAAUUUUCUAGUGGUCAAAUCUACUAUGGUUUAUUAUUCUUUUUCAUUAUUGGAGCCAUUUUACCAGUUAUUUCCUGGUUAAUCUUGAAGAAAUGGCCAGGUUCUCCAAUUAGAUGGUUGAACUGGCCAGUUUUCUUCUCCGGUACUGGUUACAUUCCUCCAGCUACCCCAUACAACUAUACUUCCUACUGUGCAGUUGGCCUUACUUUUGGUUACUUUAUCAAGCGUAAGUUCUUCCACUGGUGGACUAAGUACAACUAUUCCUUAUCUGCUGGUUUGGAUAUUGGAUUAGCUUGGUCUUCAUUGGUUAUUUUCUGUGCCAUCAGUUUGCCUAAUGUUGCUGCACCAAACUGGUGGGGUAACAAUGUUAUCAACACUCUUGAUUACAAUAAUGAAGCCAUCAAGGUUGUUCUUCCUGAAGGUGGAAGUUUCGGUCCUUCAUCUUGGUAA
Molecule: messenger RNA, 2349 nt
Organism: Lizanozyma spartinae
Lineage: Eukaryota; Fungi; Ascomycota; Pichiomycetes; Serinales; Debaryomycetaceae
Gene: OPT1
Product: oligopeptide transporter
Exons: 1
Coding region: 1-2349 (782 amino acids)
Biological process (GO): transmembrane transport
Molecular function (GO): oligopeptide transmembrane transporter activity
Source: RefSeq, a predicted model, not a curated record